AAAUACAUGUGAAUAUGGAUAUUGGAGGUAGUAGUGACCAAGUUUAUAGCGAUAAAAGUUCUAGGCGUACGUGGAGUAAAUUUGAAGAGGAUGCAUUGCUGAAUGUUCUUGAAGAACUUCUGGUGAAAGGCGGUAAUAGAUUUGAUAAUGGAACUGUUAGACCCGGGACAUGGAAGGAGAUAGAAAAGGCAUUGAAUGUCUUGAUUCCCAACAGUGGUAUAAGAGCUAGUCCACACAUUAAGAACAAAUAUCGAAUGUUGAAGAAACAAUAUAGUAUAGUCUUCGACAUGGUCAACACUAGUGGCUUUUCUUGGAACGAUGUAAAAAAAUGUGUGCAGGUUGAUAAUGAUGAGGCUUGGUUGACUUAUACUCAGAAUAUUAAGGAUGCUAAGGGAUGGAGAAACAAACCUUUUCCUAUGUAUGAGAGACUAGCUAAUAUUUUUGGAAAAGAUAGAGCAACCGGAAAAGGAGCAGAAGCACCAGCAGACAUGGUUGAGAAUAUGAACUUAGAAGCUGAAGAAGAGACUGACGAUUUUAGGUCAGUGAAUCAGAAUCUUUCUUUACCUAGAGGUCGAAGAAAGAGAUCUAGAUCAGAUGAUGAUGGUAUGAAGGAGAUUGCUUCAACGUUCAAAACAAUGUUUGAACAUUCAAUCGAGCAAAUGAGGUUGAUGGUGCAAGGGACUACUAAUGAUAAGGAGUUGGCUACAGAGUUGAAAUCGAUGGGACUUUCGGUUGAUGAUCAACUUGAUGUAUUGGCGUUCAUGUUGAAGAAGCCAGAAUAUGUGGCAACCUUCAAGUCAAUAGAUGGAGAAAUUCGAGGGGCUUUUGUGACAAGAGUUCUCAGAGAAGUUAGAUCAAGUCGUUAAUUUGGUUAUGUGAGGAUUGAUUUGGUCGGUUGAACUUUGGUUUUAUUGGUUGAACUUUGAUUUGGUCGGUUGAACUUUGGUUUUAUUGGUUGAACUUUGAUUUGGUCGGUUGAACUUUGACGGUGCUACAAGGUUUAUUUUAGUUAUGUAAACUUUAUUGUUUU
Molecule: messenger RNA, 1030 nt
Organism: Cannabis sativa
Lineage: Eukaryota; Viridiplantae; Streptophyta; Magnoliopsida; Rosales; Cannabaceae
Exons: 2
Coding region: 15-866 (283 amino acids)
Source: RefSeq, a predicted model, not a curated record